AUGCUGGAGACCAUCGAGGCUAAGCCAGACCUGGACCAGAACUCCCCAAGGCUCAUUCACCUUUACCUGAAGACCUACAGGGGCUGGGGGCCCCACCCUUGCCAGCUAGGGCGGCCUACCUACGCUGAGGUCACCCACCCAGGGAUGUUUAGUUCGGAAUCGUGCAAAAGUUUUGCAGCCGCGCGCAUUUUGGGUCCCGGGGGCCUCCCUGGCUGCAAAGCCGCCAGCCUGGGGGCUGAUCGCGGUUCCCAAGGGCAGGGUGGUGGGCCACGGGGCUUCCUUCCUAGGCUCAACUGUCAAAUUCCAGCCUGGGAGUUUUUCUUCCCACCCGAAAAAAAAGGAAAAGAAAGGGGGUCCCCAGCUGCCCCCCGCCCCCGAGUCCGGCACGGGCGGGCCCUGCGCGCCGCCUCGGCAGCAGCCGAGCUUCCCCCGCCCCCCGGCCCCCGGCCCGUGGGGUACCGCGGCGGGCAGGUUGCUGCGGCUGCCUGCCCUGGGUGGGGGGCUCGAGCUGGGGGGCGCUCCCCCAGCCCUGGGCUCGGGCGUGCGGGGACUCGGGGGCAGGCCUUUCUUCUCUUGGUGCUGGUGGUGGGUGGUGGGGGGGGUCGGUCUUUCUCUGGCCGGGGCCUGGCUGGGGCUGGGGGGCUGGGCGGCUGCAGCCCCCUCCCGGCCGAGCCCGCCUGGCUCCGGGGCCGGGGCCGGGCGGUGGGAGCCGAGCUGGCUCGCUGGUUCGCUGGCUCGGCGGCGGCUCGUUUGCAUCGGGGUGAAAGUGCAAAAGGAAGUGCAGCCGCUGCCAUCUUUCCUCCUCCGCCGCGGCGGCUCCAAACGCACGGCGAGCCAGAGCCCGAGCCGGAGCCCGAGCGGGACCGGGACCGAGCCGAGGCGGGCCAAGCCAGGCUAGGCCGCAGCGCCCCGCGCCCCGCCGCGCCCGCCCGCCCUCCCGCCCGCAUUCCCUCGGGCCUCGGCCGCCCACCGGCGCUGCAGCGCGCGCCCGCCCGCCCGCCGGCACCGUCCGCCCACCCCGGCCUCGCGGGCUCCACGGCCUCGGCCGCGACCCCCCCAGGCCCCGGGCCAGCUCGGCCUCCGCUCAGCCCGGGCUCCGGCUCCUCCAGCUCCGGCUCCUGCCGCCCGGCCGUCUUUUGUUCCCGCCUCGUCCGCCCCCUCCCCUCCACGCCCGCCCCAUCUCGCGCUUUGCAGCAGCAGCAGCAGCCCAGCAGCAGCAGCAGCAGCCCGCCGCCGCCGGGCCCCGGCACCAGCCCAGGCAGCGCGCGCCCCCAGCGGCCCGGGAAAAGGAGCGAGCGCGCGCUCGCUAGCUCACGGCAGUCGCACGCCAGCGCCCCCUGGCGGCCGGAGGGGGCAGAGCCGAGCCCCACCGAGGCGAGCGCGCAGGGAGGGAGGAGGGCUCGGGCACCAGGUCCUCUGGGAGCCCAGCUCGCCAGCCCAGAGGCGCAGCCGGGCAGCCGGGCAGCCAGGCGGGCAUGUGGGCGGGAGAGGCGGCUGGCCAGCUGUAGACGCGCCUGCCCGCCCGCACGUGCAGCCGCAGUCCCAGCCGCGGCGGCGGCGGCGGCGGCGCGCCCGCUCCGCCAGCCAGCCUUGCCCCUACCUGCCCGCCCGUGCCCGCGCCCGUGCCCACCUGCAGCCAUGGAGCGGGUCAGCGACGCGGCGGCGGCGUCCUGCGGCGGCGGCGGGCCCGGGGGCGCCGGGGCCGGGGCUCCGGGCCCGUCGGCGGGCUGCUACACGUACCAGGUGAGCCGGCACAGCACGGACAUGCUGCACAACCUGAACCAGCAGCGCAAGAACGGCGGCCGCUUCUGCGACGUGCUCCUGCGCGUGGGCGACGAGAGCUUCCCGGCCCACCGGGCCGUGCUGGCCGCCUGCAGCGAGUACUUCGAGUCGGUGUUCAGCGCCCAGCUGGCCGACGGCGGCGGCGGUGCGCCGGGGGGCCCCGAGGCCGGCCCGCAGGACGUGGCGGCGGGCGCGGCUGGCGCGGCGGGGGGCGCGGGGCCCAGCCGCGAGCUGGAGAUGCACACCAUCAGCUCCAAGGUCUUCGGGGACAUCCUGGAUUUCGCGUACACGUCGCGCAUCGUGGUGCGCCUCGAGAGCUUCCCCGAGCUCAUGACCGCCGCCAAGUUCCUGCUCAUGAGGUCCGUCAUCGAGAUCUGCCAGGAGGUCAUCAAGCAGUCUAACGUGCAGAUCCUGGUGCCCCCGGCCCGCGCCGACAUCAUGCUUUUCCGCCCCCCGGGGGCCGGCGACUUGGGCUUCCCCUUGGACAUGACCAACGGCGCGGGCCUGGGGCCCGGCGGCAACGGCAUCGCGGGCGGCAUGCAGCCGGAGGACGAGGCGGCCCGGGCCGCGGGAGCCGCCGUCGCGGGCCAGGCCUCUCUGCCCGUGCUCCCGGGGGUUGACCGCCUGCCCAUGGUGGCCGGCCCCCUGUCCCCGCAGCUGCUGGCUUCCCCGUUCCAGAACGUGGGCAGCAGCGCCCCGCCUCUGACUGGCAAGCGGGGCCGGGGCCGCCCCCGGAAGGCCAACCUGCUGGACUCGAUGAUGUUCGGCUCCCCCGGGGGGCUUCGAGAAGCCGGGAUCCUGCCCUGCGGCCUGUGCGGGAAGGUGUUCACCGACGCCAACCGCCUUCGGCAGCAUGAGGCCCAGCACGGGGUCACCAGUCUGCAGCUGGGCUACAUAGACAUCCCCCCGCAGAGGGUGGGCGAGAACGGGCUGCCCAUCCCCGAGGACCCCGACGGUCCGCGCAAGAGGAGCCGCACCAGGAAGCAGGUGGCCUGCGAGAUCUGCGGCAAGAUCUUCCGAGACGUGUACCACCUCAACCGGCACAAGCUCUCCCACUCCGGGGAGAAGCCCUACUCGUGUCCCGUGUGCGGCCUGCGCUUCAAACGGAAAGACAGGAUGUCCUAUCACGUCCGCUCCCACGAUGGCUCCGUGGGCAAGCCGUACAUCUGCCAGAGCUGUGGGAAAGGCUUCUCCAGGCCGGAUCAUCUGAAUGGACACAUCAAGCAGGUUCACACGUCUGAAAGGCCUCACAAGUGUCAGACCUGUAACGCUUCCUUUGCCACCCGGGACCGCCUGCGUUCCCACCUGGCCUGCCACGAAGACAAGGUACCCUGCCAGGUGUGCGGAAAGUACUUGCGGGCGGCGUACAUGGCGGAUCACCUGAAGAAACACAGCGAAGGACCAAGCAACUUCUGCAGUAUCUGUAAUCGAGGUUUCUCCUCUGCCUCCUACUUAAAGGUCCAUGUUAAAACCCACCACGGUGUUCCCCUUCCCCAGGUCUCCAGGCGCCAGGAGCCCAUCCCGAAUGGGGGAGCAGCGUUCCACUGCGUCAGGACCUAUGGCAUCACAGAAGGCCAGAAAUGCUCACAUCAGGACCCGAUUGAGAGCUCUGACUCCUACGGCGACCUCUCGGAUGCCAGCGACCUCAAGACCCCCGAGAAGCAGAGCGCCAACGGUUCCUUCUCUUGUGACAUGGCCGUCCCCAAAAACAAGAUGGAGCCCGACGGGGAGAAGAAGUACCCGUGCCCCGAGUGCGGGAGCUUCUUCCGGUCCAAGUCCUACCUGAACAAACACAUACAGAAGGUGCAUGUGCGGGCCCUCGGGGGGCCCUUGGGGGACCUGGGCCCCGCCCUGGGCUCCCCCUUCUCUCCCCAGCAGAACAUGUCCCUCCUGGAGUCCUUCGGCUUUCAGAUCGUGCAGUCUGCGUUCGCUUCGUCGCUCGUAGACCCGGAGGUCGACCAGCAGCCCAUGGGGCCGGAGGGAAAGUGAGGCCGGCUUGUCCGCCCUGACGCAGCGGCGGCGCGGUGCUGAGGACGGGGAAGGAAGCGAUGCCGUCGGGUUCUGUAGCUGAGAGAUUUUUCUUCAUUUUUAAUCCCCAGACUCCCUCCCUCCGCCCCCCACCCCAUUCCUAAAAGCUCUUUAGAAGUAGCUUCUCAGACCGAAGCCGUACGGGACGUCUCUGCGGCCGAGGACGAGGGUUAGGACACGGGGCCGCCAAACACUACAGACGUCUCCGAGGCCACGCCUGGACCGGCUUCCUGCGCCGACUCCCCGCGGCGUCCCGGGGCCCUCUCCCCUGUCCUGCCCUCCAUCUUUCCCUCCCCGACCUCCCUCCUUCCACCCAAGAAACCGCAGUAAGUUUUCCACCCACCUGCAAACACUGAUCAAUUCCCAGCUGUUCGGAAGGACUCCGGAAGCCUGUAGCAUCUAGCCGACCACGGUGCCGUGAUCCUCCUCAGAGACUCUCAGAGAAGCUGGGCCGGGGGCUCCGAGAUUCCCCAGCCCCCCAGCCCCCCAGAGGCCGGGAGGCUCCAGCUGCCGAGGGCACCCAACAUCCCAAGCCAGUUCUCUUGCAACUUUGACCAUUCAACUUGCUGUCGGGUUUUGAUUCUCUAAUUAUUAUUAUUAUUGUUAUUAUUUUUAGGACCUGUUGUAGUGAAUUGCUACUGAAAGCCAGUCCAGGUGAUAUACAGAGCUCUUUUUAAGCAGCAGUCACAUUAGGGUUAGUAUUAAAAUUUUUUUAGGCGUAUCAUAAAUAAUAACUUGGCUAGUUGAUGGUUUUAAGUCUAUGGAAGAAAUAGUUUUAUGCAAAAUUUAAAAAAAAAAUGCCAGUCUGGUUGGGGUGGUAGAAGUGUGGUUUCUAUCUGGGUACCCCAAAGAUGGGAGAAGCCAGGAGCUGGGGGACACUGUACCACUCGUAUGUUGCGUUGAAAUAAACCCAGUUUUGCCCAGUGAUGUGAUUUGAUCUGAUCAGACUGUAUUAAAAAAGUUAGUAUGUUA
Molecule: messenger RNA, 4782 nt
Organism: Vombatus ursinus (common wombat)
Lineage: Eukaryota; Metazoa; Chordata; Mammalia; Diprotodontia; Vombatidae
Gene: PATZ1
Product: POZ/BTB and AT hook containing zinc finger 1
Exons: 9
Coding region: 1-3771 (1256 amino acids)
Biological process (GO): regulation of cytokine production; regulation of immune system process; negative regulation of transcription by RNA polymerase II
Molecular function (GO): protein binding
Source: RefSeq, a predicted model, not a curated record